Molecule: messenger RNA, 5299 nt
Organism: Diatraea saccharalis (sugarcane borer)
Lineage: Eukaryota; Metazoa; Arthropoda; Insecta; Lepidoptera; Crambidae
Source: the annotation of a GenBank genome assembly
UUCGGAUAGGUUUACACUGCCAGCGCGUGCCGAGGCCGUGGUGGAGUUAUGGCGGAUGAAGCUCGCGGAGGGUGUUUUGUCACCCUCACACUUCCAAGAUCACUGGCGGGUGACCGUGCCGAGGAUAUACUCACCGCAGCCAAACAGAACUUCCUUGGAUUGGGUCUUCGAUGAGGAGCUAGCAACGAAGUUACUGAUCCAUCCCUUAGAACAGUUCGUGUGGGGCUCUAGCGAUAGUGCGCAGCCGCCGCCUCCGCGUCGCUCUACGCUAUGCGGGCGCGUAUUCAAGCAGGGCGAACCAGCCUACAGUUGCCGCGAAUGUGGUAUGGAUAACACUUGUGUUCUAUGCGUGGAGUGCUUCAAGGUGUCAGCUCAUAGACACCACAAGUACAAGAUGGGUCAAUCCAGUGGUGGUGGCUGUUGUGACUGCGGUGACACGGAGGCUUGGAAGAGAGAUCCCUUUUGUGAACUGCAUGCGGCUCCAGCCGGCGACGAUCAAUCACAGUCUAAUAUAAACCCCGAGGUGGUGGAACGUAUGAAGAUAGUAGCAUCGGUUGUUCUAUCUUACUGCUUACGACUUCUCACGCAUGACCAUGCGCCGAGUUUACCCAAUGAUCUCAGACUAAAGGACACGGAAAAAGAUCUCCUACAGAUAUUAGAUUCGCCGGACUGUUAUUGUACAGUUCUGUAUAACGAUGAAUCGCACACUUUUGAGCAAGUGAUCACCACGCUGACUAGGGAGAUGAAAUGCAACCACCGUGACUCGGUGGAACUGGUGACGCACAUAGACCGUGAGGGUCGAGCGCUAGUCAAGUGUAACUCAUUCCAGGUCUGCGAUAAACUCAAAACGGAUAUCGAACUCUGCACGGCGAUGUUCGAAAGGUUCACGUCGCGGCACGGGCCCAGUCUGAAGGUUCUCGUCAUGCAUGCGCACGUGAUCGCUCACCAGCUGUACGCGAUGAAGCUCCUCAUGUGGCUCCAGAAUUUCGUAAGUCAAGAGCCUAGUCUCCGUCUGGCCGUGAGUCAAGUGGCCCUCGGCGAGGCCACUUGGGGCUGGAGUGGAGCAGUCGCCAUCGGCAGUGGCGGCGUCGCCAGCGCGGUCAUGCAGAACGACUCGCGCAUGUGGAAGGCGGCCAGGACUGCGUGGCAUCGUUUACUUAUUGCCACCACGUUUAUGGAUUACUCUACAAAGCGAUCUAUGGCUAUACUGUUCACCAAAAAUUAUGCGUCUAUACUGAAGGAUUUCAUCCGCGACGACCACGACCACUCGUUCUCAAUAUCGUCGCUGUCGGUGCAGUUGUACACGACGCCCACUCUCGCUCACCAUCUGAUCGCGCAACACGACGCACUGUUCGUCGUCAUGAACACGUUCGUUAGCGAAUGUAACCGUCGGUGCAACAAUAAGGGUCGCUUAGAGUUUGACCGCAAUCACGUCUCAAUGGGUUUCAAACGAGCUCAAUACAUACUGUACGACGUGAAAUAUCUAUUGAGCUCUGUGCCAAGUGGCUUCGAUGAUGAUCUCCGAAAGGGAUUCUUACACGGACUCUCCCUUAUGUUGAACCUGUUGGUAAUGAUGCAGGGCAUGGACUCGGUUGUCAGACAGGUCGGGCAACAUAUGGAGUAUGAACCCGAAUGGGAGUCGGCUUUCAAUCUUCACGUGAAGUUAGCUCACAGCAUCACUUUAUCAUUGGAGUGGUGUUCGGCGGAGCGAGCUCUUGCUACGUCCGCUUAUCGUAUGGCGCUGCGACGUCAUGCUGACACGUACACUCAUCCACCCAAAGUUGUUAAAGAGUUGGGCAACCAGAGCGCAUCAGUGAUACCAUACGACGUGUCAGUGGAGCCGGUGUCCAUCCACCGGCCUCUGUCCAGAUUCAUAGCAGGUCUACAUCUGCAGCUGCAGCGGCACGGCCUCGGAUAUCAUAGCAGAGAGUUCGAUAGACCGGACAAACCUAAACCGUCGCCCGAGGAACUCAUAGAGCCAGUUCUGCAAACUAUGGCAAUGAUUGCUCAAGUGCAUUCGGGCAUGUGGCGACGUAACGGUUUCGCAUUACUCAACCAGCUAUUCUUCUACCACAACGUCAAGUGCCGCGCCGAGAUGUUGGAUCGAGACAUACUCAUGUUACAGAUCGGUGCCUCCUUGAUUGAAAGCAAUGAGUUUAUUAUCCACGUGUUGAACAAAUUCAACUUGUUGGAAUGGGCGGACGCUGACUUCGAGAAGAGAGGCUUGGAAGAUGAUCAGCUCCGAUACACUAUCAGCAUGGUGGAGGAGUUCUUAGGUUUACUUAUUACAGUGGUGGGAUCUCGGUGGGUUCCGGGUGUGGGUCAGGUCUCAAACGAGGAUCGCACCAAGAAGGAAAUUAUCCAGAUGCUCUGCGUGAAACCGAUGCCACAUUCAGAGCUAAACAGGUCGCUUCCCGAGGAUCAGUUGCACGAAACAGGCUUAGAAGCGGUUAUACAUGAGGUGGCUGAUUUCAUAAAGCCAUCGGGUGGUAACAAUCGCGGCAUAUACAAACUGAAACCGCAUCUGUACGAUAAAUACGACACAUUCUUCUAUCAUUACACGCGCGAGGAGCUCAGCAGGAGUGAGGAGGAACAGAGGAACCGGAGGAAGGCGGCCGGGCUGCAAGAAUGUUGUCCACCGCCAGCGUUGCCGCAGUUGACUCAAUCGUUCCGUUUAUUGGCUAGUUUACUGCAGUGUGACGCGGCGUUGCACGUAUUGAAAACUGUAUUAGAACGUGCCGUUGAUCUAAGGGCGAGAUCGUUCUCCGAGACACAAGUACACAAGGCGAUCCACCUAAUAGGUUACGCGUUACGCGAUGAAGAGAGUGGUCAUUACGAGUUCCUCGCGUUCGCUGAGAGUGCGGCGCGUAGCGGUCUACUUACGCUACUACAACGGCUAGCAAAUAGCCCACGAGUGGACGCCCACAAACAAUUAGCCAAGUGGACCCUAGCUAAGAUGAGGUGUUUACUGGGACAGAGCGAUGAGAACGUCGGCGAGGGGGAAAGUAUGGAGGCGGACGAGGAAGAGAAACCUGCAUCAGAAGAGGCAGCAGAGGCUGAGAAAAAUCGCCGCGCUAAACUAGCUGCCGCUAGACGUGAUAAACUAAUGGCCAUGAUGAAAACUCAGAUGAACAUCUUCAUAGCCAACAACGCUACGCUGUUCGAGGAGACGGUCACUGAGGUGCCGUCGGAGGGGGGCGGUGAUGAGUUGCGCGCGUUAUAUUGCGGCGCCGCGCUGGGCGUGUGGGGGGGCGGGGUGCCGGACUCCCCCCGAGUCUGUAUCAUGUGUCAGGAGGAGGCGCGCGUGGAAGCAAACGGCGUACCAAUGGUGCUGGUAGCAUUCGUUCAACGGUCUAGCGUACUGAACCGGGCCCGUGAACUGGAGCCCGAGGCGGGGUUAGAUGUGGUCCCGCCCACAUGGCGCUCCGCCCACUUGCCCGCAGGCCUACGCACUCAGCCGCACGUGUCCUCAUGCGGACACGCCCUCCACGCCAGAUGCUGGAAGAAAUACGUUGACAACGUACAGGAUAAGGAAAACAGAAGACCAUACCGACUACGCCAACCGGCUGCGUUCGACGUAGAAAAGAAGGAAUACCUAUGUCCGCUCUGCGAACGUCUCUGCAAUACCGCGUUACCUUUACUUCCCGCUCCUCCCCACCCAUCCGGUAGUCCCCCCUUCCUAAACGAGCAAGUGUACGCCGACUCUGUCGACUUGAUACUCAAGUUGAAACAUCAAGUGUCCAGUGAAUCAGUCCACGUGUGCACGGAGACUUGUGAGGAUAUGCAUUGUCAAGCUCGGGCUAGGAGUGUGGGCGCCAUGUCUUCGGAUAUGGAGGAUGGAGAUACAGUAGACGAAUCGGAGGUUUAUGUUUCUACACACGCGGAGAAUCUGCUCUCGUCGGACUUUUUAGUGCACUUCGAGGGGGAUGUACUCGUUUAUAACGAGCAGAAUAGAUCGCUCAUUGAAAAUUUUGCAAGCAUAUUACCGCCUAUAUGCGGACUGGCCGACUCUGGUGGUAUGACGGCAACAGGGGCUUUGUAUCGCGCUACAUCAUAUACAGUACUGAGUACCAAUGCAGUAUUACAAGCUGAGAAGCGAGCACUGUUAGGAGAUCUCCCCACUAGACAUAGAGAUGCUCUACAAGUUUUAAUCAGACUGGCCGCAGCGGUCCCUAGUAUGUGGCAGGCUCCGAAGCAUUUAGCUCAUCACGCUUUAUCUUCUUUAAACGUUCUAGAAAUGACAUCUCCUCUAGCUCACGAACCUUUCGGCACUUUAGUAUCACUCGUUCUAACUAUUCCGUCUCUAUUCUGCAAAACUUCUGGCCCAUCACGGCCUACCCAUCUCGCAAGGAUAAUAACUAUCCAGGCUUUACGCGCCCACAUAACUAGAGCUCUCCUAGUCAUGGACUUCUCCGAUUGCAAAGGAGAACCAAUGGAAGGCCAGGAAGACUUCAAGAAAUCUGAAGAUCUAAGCAAUCUACUGCCACUCGUUAAGGAGUUGCGCAAGGGAGUUUUAGAUGAUAAUCUGAAUCCGUCAGAAGUGUGGGCUGCGGUGAAGAGGCAAUGCUUCGGAUUCUUGAGAUGCUCUUGCUUGUUCUAUCAUUUCUUGAGUGAUAUAAUACCGCCAACUGAAUUGACGGUGUUCGGGGGUGACACUUGGGAGACUAUGUGCGGGUAUUUGGAUGUGCCGAUGACCUUUAAAGAUCUUUUGGAUACGCAAUUGGCUAGGAAAAAAGUUUUGGAGUGGGGUAACAUGCCGGCGGAAAAGUUGCCGCCCCAUGUGGUCUUGGAACCGAUCGAGCCCCCUAAACUGGUGCCUUUGCCUGAAGACUUCUCGGAGCUGAUGAAUGUGGUGUCGGAAUUCUCGUGCCCUAACUCUGAGAGAGAAGACAGCAAGUUCCCGACUAUGUGUCUGGUGUGCGGCAAGAUAUUGUGCAGUCAGAGCUAUUGCUGCCAAACUGAAAUUAAAAAGGCGGGUCGUAGCGGGGCGACGGAGCACGUGGGCGCGGCCGUGGCGCACUCGUUGCAGUGCGGGGGGGGCGCGGGAAUGUUCCUGCGCGUGCGCGACUGCGAGCUGAUGCUGUUGUGUGCGCCAGCACGCGGGGCCAUGCUUCCCGCGCCGUACCUCGACUCGUACGGGGAGACCGACCAGGGGCUGAGACGCGGCAAUCCUUUACAUCUAUGUCCCGAACGAUACGAGAAGCUUCGUAUUCUAUGGUUGAACCACGGUCUUCAUGAACGCAUCGCCAGAUCUUUGGACAGCAAUAUGCUCGUCGCCGCGCCGUGGCAGAACAUGUGA